GUGGUGUCCUCGUGUCCUUGUGCUCUACUGCAGGCACAGCUGGAGCUGGUGUACUGGUGGAACCACAGGACUUGGUCUUGGCAGCUGGACCACCCGCUUCAGUCUCUGGAGAGAACGUCUGUGGAUCCUGGCUGACGGAGCCUUAAAAGAAGAGUUCUGGAAUCAAACCAGAAGCUUCGAUCCUCCCAGCUGCUCUGGAAAGACGAGUCAUCCCGUGUGCCUGACAGAACUGGGCUUCAUUUGUAAGAACACCUUUUCUAAGUGAGUACUUCAGUAUUUACGUCAUGUUUCCACCAGCAUCCUGAUGGAUUAUCAGUGAAAUGAACAACAGCUUACGAAUAUGAAUGAUGUGUGGUAAUAAACAUGUUUUCUUCACUGCUGUUCGGCGAAGCCCUGCUGUCGCUCCUGACUCACCCUGCCACUUAUCCUCCAUCAUUGUCAGAGUUAUUUAAAGUACCUGCUGAGUCGUACCUUUCUCUCCGCAUCCUACCUUCUUAUCUGGCUCUGGUGUUUGACGUUGCUUUGCUGUUCCUACUAAAUGACCGGAAGACUGCAGAAUAACUAAAUACGUGGAUUGGGUUCAGAUGACAGAUGUUCCGAUAUUUGGAUAUCUCUCCUCUGAUUGGCUAACAGCAACAAACUCAACCACUGACUCUGCUGUGCAACACAGACGUUUUAUCUCCACAAAUAACACACACCUGGAGACGUUCUGUCAUGAGGUGAAGUUGCUAAUGCUAAUGGUUAGCUUCUACCUGCUGUGAGACGUUGUGUGCUGUUUCCUGGACGCUAAACCAACAACAGUGUUCCUCGUUAUGAGUCAAGACGGGUGAGUCCAUGAAUUUUGUGACAGGGUGACGUAGAUGUGUCAGGAUUUUUUAAUCCUAGAGUUCUAUCAGAAGCUAAUGCAGGGGAUAGGUGUAGGAGACUAUUCUCAUGUUCAGCCUGCAUGAAAAACUCAGAGUCUGAAUGUUUUCAAAAAUAAUCAGUGUGAAGUAAUUUCUCAGUGAAGGACCUUAUAAGGAUAUAGUAAUUUCCUAACCUUGCGCUACAAGAUGAAUUCUCGCGAGAUUUGGAGUUUUCUGAACUCAGGAGAAUCCAUCUUGGACCGCUCCAGUUCAAACCGUCUUUCCUCCGGCCCAAAAUAGGCCGAUCCAAUCACGUGUCAGCGCUGUGCUGUAGGGUGGGAGUUAGUUUUGACGAUAGUAUCAUGCGCCCGGGUGAAAAAAAAAGUAUCAUGCAUUCGGUUAAGCAAAACAAACAUGGCCACUCCGGUUGACGCUCACAUAGAAACGGCUAUUGCAUCAGUGUUAGAGGAACUAAACACACCCUUUAUGCACACAUUCUCGCAACACCGUCAGAAAUCACCCAAAGACAUGGCAAUUGCCACAAGAAUGAAUGAAUGGUGCUUGAGCGAGUUGUUGUAGCUCCAGUAAACGUCAUCUGAGUAGUUACUGUGGUAGCCGGUGCCAGCCAGGCACUACCUUGCGCGUCCUCCAGUCAGCCCAAACCUUUCUACCAGAUGGCCCUCUCUCUUUCAGACGGUUGCUGCAGAGAUUCCCGAUCACAAUGUGUAGACUCGACACGGGGCAGGACUACACAUAGAGAUCUGGCUGCUGCCAGGUUAGCAGAACAAAAACAUGCUCAUUCAUGAAUAUUAACAAGCUCUAAUUGCAUGGUACAUGAUCCUAAAACACAAAUUCCAGAAAAUGUGUGUUCAAACUUUGGCAAACAUUUAGGACUUCUUUAAUAUGUUGAACCUGGUAUUUUGUUUCUGGGGCUCAGCUCGAGAACCUGAACCACCCUGUAAAGCUGCUUCAUCCCGCGGCUGCAAAGCAACAGCCAAGGUCAUCGGAGAGAUAGCAGGGACAUUAGGAAAGGUCAAAUAAGCACAGAACAUUUAGAGGAUGACAGUCAUUUUGUGCUUGGAAACAUUAAAAAGCCCUGGAAGAAAAACAUGUAGCACCAUUUAGAGAGGAAGACGCAUCAGAAAGUAUUUAUUUGAAAAUCUACUAUAAAGAUGACUUUUCAUGAAAAUAAACAUCAUCUUUUGUGGGGUGACAAUUAGUAACAAUGUAAAUGUUCUGGCCAUUUUCCUUUCUACACUAGAGACAUUUGGACCACGGACAAGGUAGUUCACAGCAUGUCCAGCGACCUGGUAACAAUCAUCUAUCUACAGUAGUUAGCCAAUUUUCUUUGCAGCAUUGAUCUACUUUGUUUGACAACACUUACACGUUUUGUUCACCAAUCAGGUGAUGUUCAGAACUCAACUAGGAACCGCCAAGGCUUAAACCUGCCAGGAACUGAAGCCCUGUGGUGACACCAGUGUCUCUGUCCUUAGCAAAACCAGUUUUAUUCAUCACGGACCGGGAAAAGAAGCUCCUGAGUCAAGGCGAGGCUUUCAAACCUCAGAACACUGUCACAACUGUCAGACAAGGUGGUGGCAUCAUGCUAUGGUUCUGCUGAACAAAGCGGAUGGAGUAGCUUCAUAUUCUCCAACUUUACCAGAAACCAUCAACUCAAACUUGGACCCAGUUGGGUUUUCCAACAGAACAUUGGCCCCAAAACACAUCAAGACUGGUUUCUGAUAGGAUAAAGCAGGCUGACCUAAAGCUUCUGGAGUGGACUUCCCAAAGAACCUAAACCCUAUUGAGAAAUAUGCCCAAAAGCCAAGUUCUUUGCAUGAAACCAACCAAUAAAAAGCUGUUAUAGCAAAUCUGCAAACAAGCUACACGGUCCCAGAACGCUCACCCCUUCGCUUGGGUAUCUUCACUGAGGGCUUCUGCCAGAAACCGGAAACCACAUUGCCAGAGGAAACAAGAUAGCGCCAAACACCUGUCUCCAAAGGUGCAAAUGCCUUGUUGUCCGUGACUUGAAAUGGUGAUUUUCUUUUUGGGACUAGUUUGUCCUACAGUGGCAGCGGUAGCAGCCAGCUGUUUCUUCUUCUCUGACAUUACUGAGUGGAGAACCUCUCACACCGGUGGUGUUCUGUUGCUAAAUACAUGAGUGUUUGAUGAAUGGAGGACUCUGGGAGGUGUGGAAGUGCGGAAGUUCGGCAAGACGGACGACCAGAUGGUCCCAUGGUUGCUUUUUAGAAAAAUCCAAGAAAAUCAUGGAGUUUUUUUUUAAAUCUCCAUAAUAUAUUUAAGGCUGUUAAGAGGCAUGAAAAAUAAUUUCCAAACUUGCCGUUGUAGCUUUAACCAACCUCUACCACUUCUGCCUAGAAGGCUGAUCCAGAAUCAGCCAGGUAAAUCUUAAUACAUCAGAAAGGCUAAUGCCUAAAGAAGUCAUGAAAAACGGAACAGUUGACAACAAUGUGAAUUAAGUGGUCGUGACAGACACAUGAACCCGCUCUUUUGUGUUAUCCUGCGUGCUUCUUCUUCUGCCCUCGUCUUCAUCCAUCCUUCCUCGCCGCUUUAAACGGCCUCCUGCAGGCAACCUGCUCGUCCUGACUGAAGAACACACACAAACACACGCUCACACGGCAACACAGCAAUUAUGUGUAGUUCUCUUUGUGUGAGUGUGCACGCAAUUCCAGUUCAAGGCUGCCAUCACAGCAGGCACCAAUCUGUGUGAGCAGUCAAGCAGCAAAUCCAUCAACUGUUCCUCAGGCAACACACACACACACACACACACACACACACACACACACACACACACACACACACUGACAGAUACUGUAUAAAUGCCGUCUCUGCCUCGUGUUUCUUCCAUCAUUACUCAUCUAUUGGAAGUCUCAGCCUUUCCUCCAUCUUUCAAUUCCAAUUAAAUUUUCUCCUCACUUUGCUCUAUUAGCAUUCCAGAUGAAUCAGUAACGACAACGCUUUAAGUUAAGCCUCAUCUGUAAACGUGUGUGUGUGUGUGUGUUUUACGCAGACACUGCUCCACUAAAUCACCGUCGUUCGCCCUCUCAAGGACACAAUAAUUCCGUGUUUAUUUUUAUUUUAAUGACUUUUAUUGUAGAAUAAUUUUUUUUACUGUUAAAUAUAUUUACCCCUAGCUUUUUCUACAAUAAAGACACUUUCUUUUUAAAUAUUAUCUCUAAAGAGCCACGGUGCUGUGAGAUUUAUGCCCCGUGUUUAAUAUCAGAGCUGCCAAAAGGCCUCGCUGAUUACUUUUAUUUCACCGUGGGGAAAAAGAUGGAUGCAACAAAACACGUUCAGGAACAAAGCGGGCUCCUGAAGCGCUGCCUAUCACUAAACACAGCAACAGGAGUGUAACACUGUGAUUAUAACAUUUAGAGGAGCUGGUUUUAAACCACAUUAAAGGGGUAGUUCACAUCUUUUCAAGGUUUUUUGAAAAUAUUUAGUUUGUUUCCAGGGGUGUGACCAAAUGCCUUAAAUAAACGCUUGAGGGGGGCGUUUAUUCAUGCACCUUGUCUUCUGUGAAUUUACAAGGUGAUGAAUGUGGGUUUUACAGGCUGAACUCCUAGUUUGAUGCAGACUUUCAGACACAGCAGCACUUUUAAACUGUUCUCUCUGAUCAUCAGACAUGGAAGUAAAACAGAGCAAACGUGAUAUUUACCGUUAGUAGAUUUCAGUUUGAGUGCAUUUCAAUAGCGACCGACGUGAGUUUUCUCCACAGGGUGGCCGGGCUCUCCCUCAGAGACAGGGCGAGGUGGCUCGGGCAUCUGGUCGGGGUGCCUCCUGGACGCCUCCCUGGUGAGGUUUUCCAGGCACGUCCAAAUGGGAGGAGACCUAAAGGAAGACCCAGGACCUGUUGGAGGGACUACGUCUCUCAGCUGACCAAGGAGCGCCUUAGGGUCCCCCGGAGGAGCUGGCCCCAGUAGCUGGGGAGAGGGAAGUCUGGGCCUCUCGGCUCAGGCUGCUACCGCCGUGACCCGACUCCGGAUAAGCGGCUGAAACUGGAUUGAUCGAUAAAUUUCAAUACUUUUCCAAGACUUCAUAUUUUUUGGUUGUUUUUUAUACACAUUAUAGAAGAUAUUGUUUUUAACUUCUUUUUAAGAUUUUUUAAGACUUAAAAAAAUGAGGCUGAACAAAUUGCACCUGUAACUAAUGAAUGUUUGUGUUUUGUGAUCUAAAUAGAAAUAAAUCUUACAUCAAAGGCUAAAUGGGUCUAAACUGUAAAACUGAUGGUUAUUAUGGUAUGGUAGAAGUCAAUCUGCUAUUGUUACAUGUUUGUUUACAUGAGGAUUAUUAUUUUUUUGGUUGACAAUCUUAUUUUAUAUAGAUGUCCAAAUACAUUUAACACUUAACAAAACCAACGUAAGACUGAAUAAUUUUUGAGUCUCAAUUUUACUUAAAUCAUUUUUUCAACUUUUAAUUCUUACAGUGCCGGCCCGUCCAUAGAAGGUGCUGGGGCGCUACCCUCCCUGACUUAAAGGCAGAAAGAAACCCUAAAAAGUAAAUAAAACUACAAUAACGAUUUAAAUAUUGACUAUAAAUUUGGUAGAUCUGACAAAUUAUGUGGGCUUACAUGCAAUCUGAAUUAUUUUCAAGAGCUGUCUCUAAUUAAACCCUGAAGUUCCUCCACUACACUACACUACACUACACUAGUUACUCUCCAGGGGCACUGGGACAAGGGCCCCUGGACUGCAGCUAGCCAAUCACAUUUAGUUGCUAGGGAGAACUGGAGAAUUUAGGGCCAAUCAGCAUCCGUGAAUUGAAUGGCUGAUUCACCGUACUCAAAUCUUGUGUGCUUGACAAAUAUGUUGUUGGAAGGUACAGCAGAAACUGAGUCUGGGAGGAUGAGGACAGCGUUUUGAACGACGUCAAGGCAACAAGUGCUGCUUUAUGCUAUUGCUAAAGAAAUGAUCCUGACAUUAAUAACAGUUUUUGUUAACAAAAUAACAAUGAAUGUGUAUUAUUUGUAUCAUAGUCGGUCCACUUUCAAUCAAAAUGGAUAAAAUUGGCAUUUUGUGCUGUUAAAUGAAGAAGAAAGUAUAUUUUUCAUCAAAACAGAGCUAUUUAAGGCUGCUUUUAUUUUGAUAGAGGGUUAGCUAAUUAGCAUAUUGUAAUGUCAUGAAAAGUCAGAAAAACAAGCAAACACACACAGCUAAUUUUACAGGUCACACACAUAAAUGACAGCUUUAUAUUUAUCCAUUUAGACUUAAUUAUUUGUAUUUUUGACAGAAAAACCUUACAGUAAUGAGUUUUCUCUCAUUUUUGUUUGGAGCAUAACAGUUUCUGAUGCAGUGCAUUAUGGGAUAUCUUGACAACCCAUCUGCUAAAUGAUGCAUUGAUGCAGGGUUGAUGACGUUUCACAAGUACAGAGCACACGAGGUCAGACACGUAUAUUGAGAAACGGUCGUUGUCAGAUCAGUGUCUGAUAGAAACAUGGGUUUAAUACAAUUUACUCUUCAUCAGAACCCUCAGCAUACGCCAGGACGUCUCUCUGAGGUUUCCAGCUGAUUUGACAACAGGUGAGGUGUCUUUUGGACAGAUUGUUAAACACAGAGUCAGUUUUUACAGAAAAGGCCAGAUGAUGUAAUUGCUGCUGGAACUGACGCAUCCAAGAUUCCUGCGGCGCCCCUUCCUGCCUUUAAAGAAUCUUUAUAUGUAUGUGAACCGAACAUCCAGAGAGCAAAUCAGCAGGGCAGCUUUCUCUCAGAGGAGACUCAUUCAUGCUACUGAUUCAAAUCUGAAGGCGUCGGACUCUGGCACAACCUCGGUUUAGCAUUCUUCGUCUAAGAAGUGGCCGUCUGCUUUAACGUCGUGGUUAGCAGCAGUCGUUGCAUCCAGCCAACUGCUGCAGCUCCAAACGCGCUUACAUUAAAAAGAGCAGCUAUAAAAAUUACUGAGGCUGUGAGACAAAGGCUCUUUUAUCAAAGCAAACUUGGACUUUUUUUCUUGGCUGCUGACUUAUAUUAGUGGUGUAGUGUUCCUACAUGUGAUUAAUAAUACCACUUUACAUGGAUUCUCAGAAAAAUCUCAGAGGAAACAAAACAACUAAAAAACAGGAAUCUGAACAGUUUAAAUGAAUAAAAGCUCAUUUAAAGGUUUGAAAUACUUAGACUCGUGUGAAAAUGUUUAUUAAUUGUGUCCAAAACAUUUAUUUCAGUUCAGUUCAGUUCAGUUCACUUUACUUCAAACAUAUACAUUCACCAACAUUUCAUAAAAUCAUUCCACGCAAUUGUUUGAAAAGGAGUAGGGAGAAGUGUAUACUUAUGUAGCCCUACCCCCUCAGGUUUACAUCCUCAUCAUCAAAAUGUAAACAACAAAACAAUUACAAUGCCUAAAAAAAAACCACAAAAAAAAAAACCAAAAUAAUAACAAUAAUAAUAAAUAAAUAGAAUUCUCAUGUUCAACUAGAACUAUAUUUAGAUUUUCUAAUUUGUAUUUAAAACAAUUAUUGGAAACACUUCCUUUUACAGUCCCCUAAUUACUAAGUACUUGCAUGGUUAGGGUUACUGUCGGCCCAUUGACGAUUCUCAGUCGUGGGGUGGGAUCUAUGGUUGUCUUUCAGCCUAUCCCCACACGGAUAACAAACAAUGUGACGUACUCAACACUUUUGCAUGUUGUCAACAAGGCGGUCCACCAUACUCCAUCAAAGAAGAUGCAAAUACAUCCUUUUUCAAAAUAAACUUCAGUACCUCUAUCUGCUCUUAGGUCAAAGAAAAGUAAAUAAUCCAAAGUUGAUGCAAAAGCCAUUUCAAACGAGCCAUCACCAACAGAGUGCUUUGAUUGGCCCACCAAACCAAUGGAGUGCUGUGAUUGGACCGCUAUGGAUGUCAGUGAACAGGGCAGUCGGCCAUUACAUCGUGGACGAAGUAGGGAAGAAGAUGCAAACACAUCGUUUUUCAAAAUAAUAAAAAUACAAACGCACAGCGUGGAGAUAAGUUUCGCUGUUGCUUCUACCAAACGGACACUAGGGGGUGCUGAAAGCACCUAAUCUCCCUUUAAGAAGAAGAAGAAGAAAAUAUCUUUUCUAUAGCGCCUCUCAAGAUAAAAAUCACGAGGCGCUUCACAAAAACAAAAAAUGUAAAAAUAUCAAAAAUAAUUUAGAAAAUUGUUAAAAAUAUAUUUAAAAUGAGCAAAAAAAUAGACAAUUGUGAUUAAAAAUGUAACGCGAGAGAGAGGUUGAAUAGAUAAGAGGGAAAUCAGUGGAUCCUGAGGAAGGAGAGCAGAAUAAAGAGAGAGAGGUGAAGAAGGUCAUACAAAAGCCAGCUUGAACAGGUGAGUCUUCAGCUGCUUUUUAAAGGAGACCACUGAGUCCACUGAUCUCAGGCUCAGGGGGAGAGAGGUCCAGAGUCUGGGGGCCACAGCAGCAGAUGAUCCGUCACCUUUGACCUUUAGCCUGGUGCUGCACAACCAGUAGACUUUGAUCACUGGACCUCAGGGACCUGCUGGGGGUGUAGGGACUAAGAAGAUCACCAGUGUAAGAUGGUGCUUGUCCAUGUAAGGCCCUAUAGACCAGAACCAGGAUCUUGAAAUGAACCCUGAAGUUGACUGGCAGCCAGUGAAGCUGGAGGAGAAGCGGGGUGAUGUGGGUGUGUUUGGAGGACUUGGUCAGAAGCCGAGCACAGGCGUUCUGAACCACCUGUAGACGGUUCAGGGAGGUUCUGCUCAGACACGUGAAAAGAGAGUUACAGUAGUCUAAGCGUGAGGAGAUGAAGGUGUGGAGAACUGUCUCAAGUUCAGAGCGGGACAGAAUGGGACUCAGCUUAGCAACGUUCCUGAGAUGGAAGAAGGAAGAGCCAACAAGAGAACUGACAUGAGAAUCCAGGGUGAGAGCUGGGUCAAAGGUCACGCCAAAAUUCCUGACAGAAGGUUUGGUGUGGGAAGCAAGCUGACCAAGAGAGUCUCUGACUUUGGGAACCAGCUUGUCUGGGGCACAGAUGAGGAUCUCAGUCUUAUCUUCAUUCAGCUGAAGAAAGCUCCCACCAUCCAGGUUUUGAUAGAGUCUAAGCAGGUGUGUAACAGCUGCAGCUUAGACAUCUCAUGGGGCUUAAAGGAGAUGUACAGUUGGAUGUCAUCUGUGUAAAGAUGGUAGAAGAUUCCUUUGAAGGAGCUCAGGAUAUGCUGAAGAGGAAGCAGAUAGAGGAGGAAGAGCAGAGGCCCCAGCAUAGAACCUUGUGGGACACCAUGGGUAAGAGAGGUGGUGGAGGUCCUAAACUUGGAGACGGCCACAGAAAAGGAGCGCUCAGAGAGAUAAGAGGAGAACCACUCCAGAGCAGUUCUAUUUUGUCUAGUCUUAGCCCUUAAGCUAGCUGCUAUUGGAAGGAUGAUCUCAGCAUCAGCCAAUCAUGAAGAGCUUAAAUGUACGCCUACCAAUGGUGGGCACCCCUGUGGGUAUAUAAGUGGAGCGACUCCACUGUUCGCCUCCGUUAUCUCUUCAAGCCAAGCUUAAGAGCUUCCUAUAAAGAGCAAUUAUCCAAGAAGCAUUAUACUCACCUACCAUGUCCAGCGACGCCAGGACCUGCCCGGCCUGCCAGACGGGUUCCAUCUCCAGCGGCGACCUGCACGCCAAGUGUGAAGUCUGUCUCGGGACUCAUCACGCUGGCCUGGCCUUGACCCCCCAGGCCUCGUGCCCUUUUUGUGCUGCUCUGUCCGUGGCUGAAAAGAUCGAGUCGGGUCGAGUACUUCACCUCCACCACCGCCACCGAGGAAUUUCCGGUGGCUGACACGUACUCGAUGGACAAGGCCUUACAGUUCUUCAACGUCGGCCAGGAGCCGGCUGGCUUCAACCGACUGGAUGAUGCCAUUGACAGUGAGGAGUACGACGAGGCUGGCUGCCAUAGCCCUUCUUCCCUCCUGGACAAGACGGAGGUCGACGAGCCUCGCUCAGCGGGUCCUUCUGCUCCCGUGACUUCUCGCUCCUCCCUGCCAGCAGUUAGAGCACUGUUCCAGGAGCUGCCUGCCAUCAUCUCCGCGGCUGCAGUCCGCAAGGGGCUAGCCGUGCCAGAACCGGCUCCGCCUGAAGCAGAUGAUUUGGCGGGAAUUUUCGGGGCAACACAGACACACUGUCCAGACCCCAUCUGGCCGCGCUUCCCCGCUGCCAUGAGCUGCUGGUCCGCUGCCUUCUCCGAACCUGCUAAGCUCAAGGUGCCAAUUUCCACAUAAGCGCCCAUUACCAAGGUCGAGGGCUUCUCUGACCAAGGCUGGCCAUCCGUAUUUGGCCUCGCUGUUUGGCGCCAAGAACCACCUCGCUGGGCCGCAAGCAGUUCCCGCUUCUAAGCAUGAGCAGCUGCUGACCCGGCUCACUGAUCACGCACACCAGUGCGCCUUCCAGACCGGCGCUGCAGGAAAUAACAUUGCCCUUCUUGCCUUUGGCGUUUCCAAAAUGGUGGAAGAGCUUGACGCUCCUGACGAGUCAAAAACCAUCAUUUCUAAAACUGCUGAUGCCAUUCUCAAUCAGUGCGCUGCUGUACUCACCGGUUCUGUUCGCACUGCUGCCUGGCAGACCCUUAUCCAGCGGGCCUUGUGGCUCAAGGCCCUGCCCUCCAUUCCUGAUCACCUGCACAGGGAGAUGCUGGAAGGCCCCAUCACCUCUGACGUUCUGUUUUGUCCCCAUCUUAGGAGCGUCAUCAAGAGGGCUCUGAAGACAGCUGAACUGUCAGCCACGUGCGAGACCUGGUCCACCCUCGGUCAGCCUCGCACUCCGGCCGUUCCUCCAGAGGAUGGGACGAAUAGCGCGGAAACUUCAGGCGCCCAGCUGCACCCCCCAUGGAGGCCUUCUCCAGGCGGAUGGGAUAAUCAAACAUCCUCCAGAAAUAGGCCAACGGCUGUGGGUUUGGUCGCUGAGCGGUCACGCUUAGAGGUUUCUGGGCUGCCGCAUGAUGUGGUCGCCACGAUUCAGAGUGCGCAGGCGCCUUCUACCGUCACAUCUUAUGCUGCUAAAUGGGCAGCUUUCCAGAACUGGUGCACAGAGCGGAAUGUUCAAGCGCUCUCCUGCCAGCUGGCGGAUGUCCUAUCGUUUCUGCAGAUACUGAUGGACAGGGGCCUCGCAUUCAGCACUGUUAAGACAUAUGCUGCAGCUAUCUCAUCCUGUCACCAGGGUUUUGGAGAUAGAUCUGUUAUCAAUCAUCCCCUCACAAAACGUUUUCUAAAAGGUGUCAGAAGGAACAGACCUGUGUCCCGCCCGCUAUUCCCCCAGUGGGACCUAACGGUGGUUCUGCGCGGCUGAUCUGAAGCCCCAUUUGAACCCUUGGACCAGGUCUCACUCAAGUUUCUGUCACUCAAAUUCCUGUCACUCAAAACUGCCUUGCUGCUGGCGCUGGCAUCAGUCAAGAGGGUGAGCGACUUAACCGCCCUCUCAGUGGCUCCCGCAUGCCUCAGGAUCCGGGAGGAUGGCGGGUCUGCUGUUUUAUGCCCCAACCCAGUCUUUGUGCCCAAAAGCAUUAAUACUUCCUUCAAAUCCAGAUCAAUUUCAUUGGCUGGACUUUUUC
Nothobranchius furzeri (turquoise killifish) is the source of this 11344-nucleotide messenger RNA. The record is from RefSeq and is a predicted model, not a curated record. NCBI's taxonomy places the organism in Eukaryota, Metazoa, Chordata, Actinopteri, Cyprinodontiformes, Nothobranchiidae.